CCACAAUAUUGACCUCGUAUUAUAACGCAAACAACCCAUCCAUGCGUGUAAAUACCAAAAUAUUAUGUCGUCCCAAUUUAGCAAAUUACGCACCCAAGAACAAUGCACGAUCUCCAAGUUCGUGCCAUUAUCAUUGUUGCCUCAAAGCAUAUAAUAACUCUCUCUCAAAUUCCAAACAUUGUGCCCUUAUGCACCUAUUCGCUAUGUCCUUACCAAACUGAAAACAUAUCUACCCUCCCAAAGGGUGGAUGCCCUUAUGCAUCUCUUAGCUAUGACCUUUCCAUGAUUCAAGCUUCCCAAAAGCAAUAUCGCCCCCAAGGCAUAUAUCUCUACACACUCCCAAAGUGUGUUCAACCUAGAGUGCCCCUUAUGGCCUCUAAAAUUCCAUGCAUGCUUCCCAAAAGCAAUAUCGCCCCCAAGGCAUAUAUCUCUACACACUCCCAAAGUGUGUUCAACCUAGAGUGCCCCUUAUGGCCUCUAAAAUUCCAUGCAUGCUUCCCAAAAGCAAUAUCGCCCCCAAGGCAUAUAUCUCUCC
Owenia fusiformis is the source of this 535-nucleotide messenger RNA. The record is from the annotation of a GenBank genome assembly. Lineage: Eukaryota; Metazoa; Annelida; Polychaeta; Sabellida; Oweniidae.